GUGCAGAGCAUCCUUGCGGUUCGGAGACGGAAGGAGCCGGAGGAAGAAGAGACGAUGAGAUUCCGACCAGUUCUGCUUAGGCUUUCUGGUUGCCGGAACAGAUCUCCAUUGGUCCCUGUUCAAGCUCAUCGCUUCUUCUCUCAGCUUCAACCGAAGCCCCGACGGGAUGACAGUGGCUGGUCUUCUUUUGGAAUCGCCUUCGACAUUGAUGGCGUGAUUCUUCGUGGGAGAGUUCCUGUCGGCGGCUCUCCCCAAGCUCUGAGAAGAUUAUACGAUGAUUCUGGUGCUGCACCGUCUGCAUUGACCAUGAGAGAAUCCUACAUCUUGAAAGUUUACAUUUUCCUGUUGGAUAGAUUGCUUCGUGGCGGUUAACAAUGUUUCCUUUGUUUUCCUUUGCUCCUAUCUGCAUAAUUGGCGGUGAUUCCAGGUGCAUUGAAGGUUCCCUUCCUGUUCCUGACUAACGGAGGUGGUGUUCCAGAAUCUAGACGAGCCGUUGAGCUAAGUGGACUUUUGGGAGUGGACAUUCUGCCCUCUCAGCUCUUCUUUUUGUUUCAUCCUCAUGCAGGUGGUACAGGGCCAUUCUCCUUUCAAAAAUCUUUUGAACAGGUAUGAGAAUGAACUUAUUGUGGCCACCGGGAAAGGCGAACCUGCUGUAGUAAUGUCUGAAUAUGGUUUCAAAAAAAUUCUAUCGUUGGAUGAAUACGCUUCAUACUUUGAAAACAUCGAUCCUGUCUCUCAAUAUAAGACAUGGACAACCUGUGGUACCGAAACUGGACAUGCCAAUUCGUUAGAGCCAAACAAUGAUAUUCUUUCAGAAAAAGUGAAAGCAGCAUUUGUCGUCAGUGAUCCUGUAGAUUGGGGUAGGGAUAUACAGGUUCUCUGCGAUAUACUAAAGUCUGGAGGACUCCCUGGACAGAAGUGUAGUGAUCAACCAGCUCUAUAUUUCGCAGCAGAUGACCUAGAAUAUCAGGCUGCGUUUCCCACUGAACGCCUUGGAAUGGGAGCCUUCAGGAUUGCUUUAGAAUGCAUCUUCAACAGCAUUCAUUAUCGUCCUCUUGAGUAUAAGUCCUACGGAAAACCAAAUCCGUUUGUGUUCAAGAAUGCCGAGAGGAUAUUAACCCAAAUUCAGCUAAAUCACCAUGGUGAAGAUGUCAAAUCACAUUCUUUUAGAACCAUUUAUAUGGUUGGUGACAACCCUUCUGUUGACAUCAAGGGGGCACAACAGGCCGGACACCCUUGGUUUUCAAUUUUGACGAGAACAGGCGUCUUCAGAGGAAAAGAUAAUGAUUCUGACUUCCCUGCUGAUAUGGUGGUUGACACUGUCGAAGAGGCAGUUGAAUUUAUAUUGCACAGAGAAUGACGCAUGUAGUAUCAAAACUUCCCGAACUAAGAUAUCGGAUUCCUCAUCCAGAUUCCUGGUUAGGAUUUAUGAGGUUGACGCAUGCAUUCCUAAUGCGUGUAAAUUGACUUAUCAUCUGGUUGGCUGAUCUACUGAUCUUUAACUUUUAUCUCAUAAGUUUUAAUUACGAUCCGACCUUUCUAAUACAAGAGGUUUGUAUUAUAUGAUAGCAUAACUUUAAACUCCAGAGCACCAAUAGGAAUUGCUCCAAUUGAUUUUCAUGCAUAAA
Messenger RNA from Punica granatum (pomegranate), 1628 nucleotides. The record is from RefSeq and is a predicted model, not a curated record. Lineage: Eukaryota; Viridiplantae; Streptophyta; Magnoliopsida; Myrtales; Lythraceae.